AUGGCUAAUCCAUACGAGAGCAUCGUCAUGCAACCCAGAAACACAGAGGGGCCACCUCAUGAUCUCGACUUGAGACACUCUCGCAAGCUGAUGUCCCUUAUCCGACGAGAGAAGUAUGAUGAACUGCGGAUGGAAUGCCAGAAGACGGAACCCGUCAACUUCAUGGAGGACCCUUUGCUCAGCGUGGUGAUCGCUUGCAAGAAGACCAGCCUCGCCAUGAGGCUUAUCCGUGACCUGACGACGGAUCAACUCAUGCAGUAUAACUUCAAGGGCGACACGGCUCUUCAUGUCGCUGCCGCCGUGGGUGACUGCCAAGUGGCCAGGGAGUUGUUUACCAGGAAAGGUGAACUCGUCGGUGUACGGAACCAUAAUAUGGAGACACCGCUGCAUAAGGCGGCGCUCUACGGGAACUGGGACAUGUUCUUCCGGCUGUUAAGCGCCGGUAGCGACCUGUUCGCUCGGAAGGAGGACGGCAACAACGUCCUUCACUGUGCCAUCAUGGGCAAUGCGCCGGAGCUUGCGAUGGAGAUUGCAAGACGAGCGCCAGUGCUGAACUUCUUGAGGAAUGCUGACGCCGUCACCCCGUUGCAGCUGAUGGUGACCAUUCCCGAGUUAUUCCGAAGCCAAACACCACUUAGUCCCCUCGAAUCCUUGCUCUAUGAUUGGAUUCCUUUGGAACGGCAGGACUCUGGUGUGAUAAAUCCUGGAGAUGUAGAGAAGCGUGUUGGAGAUACAGAAGAAGAAGAAGAAGAUGAUGUUGGAAAUGGUUCAAAAAUCCCAUCUCACUACAGCACUCUCUUUGACCUAUUGGAAUUGUUGAAGAUCCCAGCCGGCUGGAUUCUACUACUUGUUUACCGAGUUUGUAGGCAACUGUCGCCUACCAUGGAACGACUGGAGAAGCUAAAGAGACAUCAUAAAGCGGCUAUGCGGUCGCAGCGGAAUAGAUUCCAGUGA
Molecule: messenger RNA, 954 nt
Organism: Musa acuminata subsp. malaccensis (wild Malaysian banana)
Lineage: Eukaryota; Viridiplantae; Streptophyta; Magnoliopsida; Zingiberales; Musaceae
Source: RefSeq, a predicted model, not a curated record